Molecule: messenger RNA, 2416 nt
Organism: Dipodomys spectabilis (banner-tailed kangaroo rat)
Lineage: Eukaryota; Metazoa; Chordata; Mammalia; Rodentia; Heteromyidae
Gene: Cdk2
Product: cyclin dependent kinase 2
Exons: 8
Coding region: 232-1272 (346 amino acids)
Biological process (GO): regulation of G2/M transition of mitotic cell cycle; protein phosphorylation; G1/S transition of mitotic cell cycle
Cellular component (GO): nucleus; cytoplasm; cyclin-dependent protein kinase holoenzyme complex
Molecular function (GO): cyclin binding; ATP binding; cyclin-dependent protein serine/threonine kinase activity
Source: RefSeq, a predicted model, not a curated record
CUGGUUAGGGUGGGGGGGGGAGGCGGCAACAUUGUUUCAAGUUGGACAAAUUGACAAGAGCCAGACUGAGACCGCGUUCCAUCCUGACCUGGGGGCUACGGGGCUGAGAUCUGUUUCUCCCCCCGCCCCUUCUCUUCCGCCCGCGAAAAGUCGGAGCCCUCUUUCAUUUAGGGUUUCCAGGCGCCCCCCCCCUGCUCUAGGAACCGGACAGAUUCAACUCGCUAGUGCUUCAUGGAGAACUUCCAAAAGGUGGAAAAGAUCGGAGAGGGCACGUACGGAGUUGUGUACAAAGCCAAAAACAAGUUGACUGGAGAAGUGGUGGCGCUUAAAAAAAUCCGCCUGGACACUGAGACUGAGGGUGUUCCGAGUACUGCCAUCCGAGAGAUUUCUCUGCUUAAGGAACUUAACCACCCUAAUAUUGUCAAGCUGCUGGAUGUCAUCCACACAGAAAAUAAACUGUACUUGGUGUUUGAAUUUUUGCACCAAGAUCUCAAGAAAUUCAUGGAUGCCUCGGCUCUCACGGGCAUUCCUCUUCCCCUCAUCAAGAGCUAUCUGUUCCAGCUGCUCCAAGGCCUAGCUUUCUGCCAUUCUCACCGGGUCCUGCACCGAGACCUUAAGCCCCAGAAUCUGCUUAUCAACACAGAGGGGUCCAUCAAGCUGGCAGACUUUGGACUAGCCAGAGCCUUUGGAGUACCUGUUCGUACUUAUACCCAUGAGGUGGUAACCCUGUGGUACCGAGCACCUGAAAUCCUUUUGGGCUGCAAAUACUACUCUACAGCUGUGGAUAUCUGGAGCCUGGGCUGCAUCUUUGCUGAGAUGCACCUAGUGUGUACCCAGCACCAUGCUAAGUGCUGUGGGGAACACAGAAGAAAUGGAAGACACAGUCUCUGCCCGCUGUGCUCCUAUCUAGAAGUGGCUGCAUCACAAGGAGGGGGGAUGACCGCAGUGUCUACCCCAUACCCCGUGACUCGCCGUGCCCUAUUCCCUGGAGAUUCUGAGAUUGACCAACUCUUCCGGAUCUUUCGGACUCUGGGGACCCCAGAUGAGGUGGUUUGGCCAGGAGUUACUUCUAUGCCUGAUUAUAAGCCCAGUUUCCCCAAGUGGGCCCGGCAAGAUUUUAGCAAAGUUGUGCCUCCCCUGGAUGAAGAUGGGCGGAGCUUAUUAUCGCAAAUGCUUCAUUAUGAUCCCAACAAGAGGAUUUCAGCAAAAGCAGCUCUGGCUCACCCUUUCUUCCAGGAUGUGACAAAGCCAGUACCUCACCUUCGCCUCUGAUGCCUUUCCCAAAGCCCUCAUCUCAUCUAUCCAUCUAGUGUGGGCUGCACCUGACUCAGGGCUCUGGGCUAUUUGGACUCAGGUGGGCCCCUGAUCUUUUAUGGCUGUUAUAGGCACUGCUCACCUUUCCAACUUGGGAGAUUGUGAGAUAGAAGGGAGGAACAGGUUAAAAUGAAAGGAAGUUUCAGUAUUAGAUGCACUUAACACAGCCUCUACCACCUUCUCUCACCCCUCUUAGUCAUUGCCAAGGAGGGCUGGUAUCCAAAACCAAACCAAACUGUUCUCCCCCUCCAUAUCAGGUUUGCUAUUUUCCCGUCUCUGAAUAUCCCAUAGUUAUUAUUGGCCUGUGUUUGCAAUAACAGGGACCCCAGACCUCCUGCUGCUGUUUUGUUUUUGUGUUUGUUUUUAGUAAAGGCCAACUGAUAGCAGGGGGCUAAGUUGAAACAUUUGAGAACCAAACAAAACCAAACCAUUUGAAGGGGGUCUGUUUUUAAAGAAUUAGGUUAGAAAAAAGAAUAGAUCCAAUCAGUUUUUACCCUAGUUUUAAUGUUUCACCUAGCCUAACAGGCUGAGACUCAAGACACACAUCUGAGGAGAGGGGAGAGAAAAAGAUGAUCUCUGAAGCCUCUUUGUCCCUGCUAUGGGAGUAAGGAAUUGGGGGGCCCAAGGGACAGGGAUUAUUCUUUACUCUCAUCUGUUGCUUUAGCACAGCCUUAUGAAGCAUGUGAAAAAAUGUUGGACUUUUCCUUUAGAAAUUUUAGUUCUUCAACUGCCAGGGAUCCCUAUUUCCCUUUGAAAGCCACCUCUAACUCGUAUAGAAGUGCAAGUUAAGGGUUUAGACAUCCUUUUAGGAAUACUGACACUUUUUUUAGGGCUGUGAAUGAGUAGUGCAUUGGGAAAAUAUAUUUCUUUAAAAGAAGGAUGAACAAUUAUAUUUAUAUUUCAGGUUCUAGUUUUUUUUUUUUUUUUUUUUGUCAGAGUGGCUAAAUUUGCUGCCAUGCGCACCUUGGGGGUUUUGUAAUUCAAAAUUUUUUAAGUUUUUUUUUUCUUUUUAUGAUGUUCUUUCUUCUCCCCUUUGUCCUCCAGUGUUCUGUUAACAUUAUUUGUAAUUUAGUUUGUAAUUCAUUAAAAGAAAUUGUUCUUA